UUGCAGAGAGUGUGUGUGUGAAUAGAAAGAGAGAGGGUUGAGUUCCCCAAAAAAACGUCAGACGAGAAUUAAAAGGAAUUUUACCAAUUUUAGUAGCAACAAUAAGGAAGUAUCGUCAGAACUUAGAAAAAGCCACAUUGUUUUGGGGCUCUCUGCCUUCUUGACGUCCUCAUGACUUCUUCUGUUCACGAUCAUUCAGAUAACAGUGAAUCUGAUGAUCGGCAAAAGCAUUCAGAAUCGCCGAUGAUUUCUUCCUCAACUGCACCUGGAAUGUCUCAUCCUGGAAUGCCAGGCCCUAUGCAGUAUGUACCUCCUUCGCAGAUUGGAGCAGCACAUGCGGUGGCACCAGGAGCCUACCCAUAUCCGGACCCUUACUACAGAAGCAUCUUUGCUCCUUAUGACACACAACCAUAUCCUCCACAACCGUAUGGGGGGCAACCAACGGUCCAUCUUCAGUUAAUGGGAAUUCAGCAAGCAGGAGUUCCAUUGCCAACAGAUGCAGUUGAGGAACCUGUGUUUGUAAAUGCAAAACAAUAUCAUGGCAUCUUGCGACGUCGGCAGUCUCGUGCUAAGGCAGAAUCUGAAAACAAAGCUUUAAAAAAUCGCAAGCCUUACUUGCAUGAGUCUCGACACCUGCAUGCACUGAGAAGAGCUAGAGGAUGUGGAGGGCGGUUUCUAAAUGCCAAAAAAGAUGAGAAUGAACAGAGUGAAGGAGACAAUCCACAGGCAAUUAUCAACUUGAACUCUGAUAAAAGUGAGCGUUCUUCCUCAGACAGAACAUCCUAAUACUUUGGAAGCAGUUGCAACUCAUUCAAGUGGCCGCAUAAAGUAUUUAUUCUCUGGCAACCACAAGAAAAUUGAGGGACCAAUACUUUAGUCCGAGUAGUGCUUCAUUUUGUCUCUACAGUUAAAGCUGGUUUAGCAUGUAUAGUCUCUUCAGUAGUAAUGUAGGGAUGUUGCAAUAGACAGAUCAGGUAGUCCUGUAGCUGACUCUAUGGCGGGUUUCUUUUUAACCCGAAGUGAGUGAUGGUUAUGUGUGCUGUGUGGGGGGCAUAAGUGCAAAGAUAAACCUGAUGAGAGCUUAAGUACGUAUCUGACAGAAUUUAGACUCCCUGUUGUUUGGUUGUUAAUGUUUGAAUAGAUUGCAAAAAUUUAGGUUGAGUGCUGUUAUAUGUUUGUAGUUUUGCUGGAUUAAUGAACAGAAGAAUAAAUUUAAUGGUUAAUGAGAUUGGUGUACAUUAGA
Molecule: messenger RNA, 1243 nt
Organism: Argentina anserina (silverweed cinquefoil)
Lineage: Eukaryota; Viridiplantae; Streptophyta; Magnoliopsida; Rosales; Rosaceae
Product: nuclear transcription factor Y subunit A-7
Exons: 6
Coding region: 172-786 (204 amino acids)
Biological process (GO): regulation of transcription by RNA polymerase II
Cellular component (GO): CCAAT-binding factor complex
Molecular function (GO): DNA-binding transcription factor activity, RNA polymerase II-specific; DNA binding
Source: RefSeq, a predicted model, not a curated record